GGGGGGCGUGGCCAUCCCGGAACCGGAAGUGUGCCCGCGGCCUGUUUCCUCAGCAAGUAAGAGUAUUUGAAAAUCUGAAGACUGAAGUUUCAAAAUCAACGGAUGAAGGGCUUAUGCCUGAAACAUUGACUCUCCUGCUCCUCGGAUGCUGCCUGACCUGCUGUUUUGCCAGUGCCACAUUUUUUGACUGACUCUCCAGUGUCUGCAGUCCUCACUUUGAUGUCAAUGUCUGACAGUCACUCAAUCCAUCGGGACAGCAACGAUUUUUGAUUGUGAUUUCUGUGAGAGGGAUCAAUGCUUUUUGGUACCUGUUUGAGGACAUUUUCAGCAUCAGUGGGACUGAACGAGAGACCCCACUUUUGCAGCGCACUGUGUAUGGAGCCUGAAACAGUUAUACAGCCUGGAAAGGUGAUUUCACGGCAGGGAGGGGCUCUACACAUGUUUGUAUGCAGCUGAAGCUGUAGCCAUGGAGAAACCUGAGGAAUCCCGCCCUGUGGAGGAACCGUGGAAGUGUGGCGACUGUGGGAAAGGCUUCCGUGUCCCGUCUGCCCUGGAGAUUCAUCGGCGCAGUCACACCGGGGAGAGGCCAUUCUCCUGCCCUGUCUGCGGGAAGGCCUUCAAACAUUCCUCCCACCUGUUGGCCCACCAGCAGAACCACACGGGGGAAAGGCCCUUCAGCUGCCCAGAGUGUGGGAAGGCCUUCAGCACAUCCUCCCAUCUGCUGACCCACCAGCGGGUCCACACGGGGGAGAGGCCCUUCAGCUGCCCCGAGUGCGGGAAGGCCUUUACCCAGGCUUCCUCCCUGCUGAGGCACCAGCGUGUCCACACGGGGGAAAGGCCCUUCAGCUGCCCUGAGUGUGGGAAGGGCUUCAGACAUUCCUCCACCCUACUGACCCACCAGCAGGUCCACACGGGGGAGAGGCCCUUCACCUGCUCUCAGUGCGGGAAGGGCUUCAGGUAUUCCUCCCACCUGCUGAGGCACCAGCGAGUCCACACUGGGGAGAGGCCCUUCAGCUGCCCCGAGUGUGGGAAGGCCUUCAGCAAUUUCUCCACCCUGUUGGCCCACCAGCGGGUCCACACGGGGGAGAGACCAUUCACCUGCUCUCAGUGCGGGAAAGGCUUCACCUGCUCCUCCGCCCUACGGAGCCACCAGCGGGUCCUCACGGGGGAGAGGCCCUUCAGCUGCCCAGAAUGUGGGAAAGCCUUCAGCAAUUCCUCCCACCUGCUGACCCACCGACGGGUCCACACAGGGGAAAGGCCCUUAAGCUGCCCUGAGUGUGGGAAGGCCUUCAGCGAUUCCUCCUCCCUGCGGAGGCACCAGCGGGUCCACACGGGGGAGAGGCUGUUCACCUGCUCUCAGUGUGGGAAGGCCUUCAGUGAUUCCUCCCACCUGCUGACCCACCAGUGGGUCCACACCGGGGAGAGGCCCUUCAGCUGCCCCGAGUGUGGAAAGGCCUUCAGGAAUUCCUCCACCCUGUUGACCCACCAGCAGAUCCACACGGGGGAGAGGCCAUUCACCUGCUCUCAGUGCGGGAAGGGCUUCACCUGCUCCUCCGCCCUGCUGAGGCACCAGCGGGUCCACACGGGGGAGAGGCCCUUCAGCUGCCCUGAUUGUGGGAAGGCCUUUACACAGGCCUCCACCCUACUGAGGCACCAGCGUGUCCACAAGGGGGAGAGGCCCUUCACCUGCUCUCUGUGCGGGAAGGGCUUCAGGUAUUCCUCCCACCUGCUGACCCACCGGCGGGUCCACACGGGAGAGAGGCUCUUCAGCUGCCCCGAGUGCGGGAAGGCCUUCAGGUAUUCCUCCCAUCUGCUGACCCAUCAGCGGAUCCACACGGGAGAGAGGCCAUUCUCCUGCCCCGAGUGCGGGAAAGGCUUUACCUGCUCCUCCCACCUGCUGGACCACCGCCGAGUCCACACUGGGGAGAAGCCAUUCUCCUGCCCUGAGUGUGGGAAGGGCUUCACCUACUCCUCCCACCUGCUGGCCCACCAGCGCGUCCACGCUGGGGAAAGGCCCUUCCCCUGCUCUGAGUGUGGGAAGGCCUUCAGCAAAUCCUCGGACCUGCUGAAGCACCAACGGGUCCACAGAGGGGAGAGGCCAUUCAGCUGCCCUGAGUGCGGGAAGGGCUUCACCCGCUCUUCCGCUCUGCUGACCCAUCUGCGGGUCCACACGGGUGAGAAGCCCUUUAGCUGCCCUGAGUGCAGGAUGGCCUUCAGCAGGUCUUCCCACCUGCUGAGGCACCAGCGAGUCCACACUGGGGAGAGGCCGUACUCCUGCCUCCAGUGUGGAAAGUGCUUUACCCAGCCCUCCAACCUGCUGACCCACCAGCGGAUCCACACCUGCGAGAGACCGUUCUCCUGCCCCGAGUGCGGGAAGGGUUUUGCUGUUUCCUCUAACCUCGUGGCCCACCGGCGGGUCCACACGGGGGAGAGGCCAUUCAGCUGCCCCGAGUGCGGGAAGGCCUUCAGCAAUUCCUCUGCCCUGCUUAGGCACCAGCGCGUUCACACCGGAGAGAAGCCGUUCUCCUGCCCAGAGUGCGGGAAGGGGUUUACCCGCUCCUCCACACUGCUGACCCACCAGCGGGUCCACACCGGGGAGAGGCCCUUCAGCUGCCCUGAGUGCGGGAAGAGGUUUACAUUUUCCCGCAACUUGCGGAAGCACCAGCGGGGGCACCAGCGCUCACAACAAUCAGAUUCCACCACUGACACUGCUGUGAGUCCCCCCCAGGACUGAUUCUCCUGACAGUGGGUGCAGUGGGAGAGUUGGUGCAAUGUAUUUGUUUUCCGUUGGACUGCAACCCCACGGUGGCUCAGGGGUGGCAUGGUCUCAGUGAUUAGCACUGCUGCCUCAUGGCACCAGGAACCAAGGAUCAAUUCCACCCUUGGGGCAACUGUCUGUGUGGAGUUUGUGGAGGGUAGGAGAAUGGAUGAGAUAAGAAACCGCUGCCUGCCUUGAGACAAGUCUCCCGGAGAGAACUUGCUGACUGAUUGUCUGAUCUACUGAUCCUCACAGUGCCCCAUUGCCCUCAGUUAACUGGAGGAGUUCCACACAGAUGUACCGAAGCCCCUCUUUGGACUGUGGAAGGAAACCUGUGCAGACAGGGAAAACAUGCAAACUCCACACAGACAGUUACCUGAGGCUGGAAUUGAACUUGGGUCCCUUAUGCUGUGAGGUAGCAAUGCUAAGCAGUGUGCUACCCCCCAAUAUGUUAUAAAAUUUGAAUAAACCUACUAAGUUGGAAAUGUGUCCAUGCCAAGAACUUACUGUAAAUGUUUGGAAGCAAAAGUCCAUCGGAAUUGUCUUUGGGACGGAUCCAAAACUUACUUUGUUAAUGAUUGAAAAUACUUUGACCUCUGGAACUGUCUGCCAGAGAGUGUGUUGGAGUCAGAUUCAAUUACGGUAUUCAAAAUAGAGGUGGAUCAUUAAACUGAAAAGGAAAGCAGUUGCAGUGUUCAGUGAAGAAUAGUACAAGGUACUGUAGUGGACGUCAGAAUAUGAGUUUCCUGACUGGGGCUGUUCACUUGCUCCUGUUACCAUUUCAGGUUGCUGACUUUUCGUUAGCAUCCUGCACAUGUUGGGAUUUUUUCUCCUUUCUAGCAUCUAUUUAAGUGAGUCAGUGACAAAUCUAGUUUUGAAUUGUUCCUAUGAUGUCUCAUGAGAGGGUUUAUGAUAUUCACAGUGCUAUAUAAAUUGUUAUGGGUCACAAUGUGUCCAAGUGAGGAAAAACAAACUGUUCAUCUUAAAUAUUUGUUUUUAAACAAUGGAAAACACACCACUUGCUGUAUAGUGAGAUCAUCCUAAAUAGGAAUGGGAGUAAGUAAUUGACCGUCGAGAUGCUCUGUCUUUCAUUUAUCUAAAUUCUCUUUCUUGCACUUGUUUUUUCAUGACUUCAUCUGCUGAAGUGACUACACUCCAAAAGCUUGUGAUUUCAACAUAAGAACUAGGAGCAAGAGUCGGCCUUCCGGCCCUUCGAAUCUGCUUCACCACUCAAUAAAAUCAUGACUCAUCUCUUCGUGGACUAUGCUCCACUUACCUGCGUUUUCACCAUAUCCCUUAUGUUCCUGAAAAAAAAUAAAAGAAUUAUCUACUG
This is a messenger RNA of Hemiscyllium ocellatum (epaulette shark), 4091 nucleotides long. RefSeq names its product zinc finger protein 420-like. The coding region runs from base 467 to 2734 and encodes 755 amino acids. The transcript is spliced from 5 exons. NCBI's taxonomy places the organism in Eukaryota, Metazoa, Chordata, Chondrichthyes, Orectolobiformes, Hemiscylliidae. The record is from RefSeq and is a predicted model, not a curated record.